CAUGUUUGGGUGAUAUUGAUUUACAAAAUUGUAAUAGCGUAUUCAUGUUGCGUGAUUUUGCUAUAUUUAAAGCUAAUAAGUUUUUAAAGAGACAUGCGUAAUGUAAAACGAAAGAGAAAAGGACAGGAAAGUUAUCAUUCCAACACGCAACGAACAGCUUAUACAUGCUGAGAGAGGGUUAAGUAAAUUUUUCUGUAAGAUUGUUUUUUAUUCAACUGGGUUCACAGACUGCGGUUGGACUAAAUAUGUGUACGAACAAUCAAAAUUUUACACCUAUAACAUUGAUCUAUGAAAAUUUUCGACAAAAAUGUUCAGUGAAUGUAAGGAAAACACAAUCAAAACAGAAUUAAUAAACAAUCGAUUAACCAGGGUAAAUUUUUGUGUUCAAAUAUUGGCCAGAUUUUAAAACCAAUGUUAAGAAAUGAUUCUUAUCACUCAACAUAAUGGUUUUAAGUACAGAGUGGUCUCAGGUCGAGGUGAUUGACUUGGUUAAUGAUGGUUCUGGUCUUGGUUUUGGUAUAGUCGGUGGCCGAAGUACAGGAGUUGUGAUAAAAUCAAUUCUUCCAGGUGGAAUAGCAGAUAAAGAUAGUAGAUUACAAAGUGGUGAUCACAUUUUACAAAUUGGUGAUAUAAAUUUGAGGGGACUAUCUGCUGAUCAAGUGGCUACAGUAUUAAGACAAGCUGGAUCUCAGGUUAGAAUGGUUGUUGCUCGUCCUAUAGAGCCCACAUCAGCAGAUAUCCAAUCAUAUGCUUGCACAGCACCAAUAGUACCUACAAAAAUCCUCACAAAUACAGAAGAACUUGAUCGACAAUUACUUCAAAAUGGAUACUCGACUUUCUUUAAUUUGCACCAUCAGAUUUGUAAUAGUGAUGAAAAUACACCAGAUGAAAAACAUGAUAAGGUUAAUGGAGUUGAUGCAAAUGAAAUAAACAUUAACAAUAACUAUACUCCAAACUGCUGUUCUCCUGGCGAUUGCCAAUCACCAAUUAGUGCGAGUCAGACUCUUGUUACCCCAGUAGAUAUAGAAUAUGCUCUUCCUGAGACUAAAAGAUUCUCUGUAGUUUUGAAAAAGAAUGAAUUUGGCUUAGGCAUAACAGUGGCAGGUUACGUUUGUGAGCGCGAAGAUUUGAAUGGAUUAUUUGUCAAAAACUUAACUGAAGGAUCUGAAGCUUACAAAUCUGGUGAAAUAAAUAUAAAUGAUCGGAUCAUUGAAGUCAAUGGUCAGUCUUUACUGGAACUGACAAACCAUGAAGCUGUGAAAAAAUUAAAAGAAACAGGGGAAUCUGUGUAUUUGACUUUUGAGAGGUACUUAAGGGGUCCAAAAUUUGAACAGCUGCGUGAAGUUUUGGCGAGUCAUGAACCGAAAGAUCUCAAUCCAUCUUCUCCAUCUGUUACUACUUUAAGUUGGAUACCAAUUGAAAAUGUUGAGGAGCCAAUUGAAGCGGAAGGUGUAUCAGUACAAUCUGUAAAUAGUGACAUCUUUGAACAAUUUCCCGAAACAAAAGAAAUAUUUAUAGAAGAAAAUUUUGAAGCAAAUCCUCAGGAUGACCUUGAGAGUAGUAUAAAACAGAAGUGGGAAGGGAUUUUAGGAGAGGAAGCGAAUGUUGUUGUAGCCAAUUUAACUAAGUUGAAGGGAUUGGGUAUAAGCUUGGAAGGUACGGUCGACGUGGAAGGAGGAGUAGAACUUCGUCCACGUCACUUCAUUCGUUCCAUUCUUCCAGAAGGACCAGUUGGUCAAAAUGGUAAACUUAGUCCUGGUGAUGAGCUGUUGGAAGUAAACGGCCAAAAGUUACUUGGUCUCAGCCAUGUGGAAGUUGUAAAAUUACUCAGGGAGUUACCCACUACAGUUAGACUAGUGUGUUCUAGAAAAGAAAUGGAUAACAGAGUUAUAAACACUUCCCAAGAUUUAAAAGCAUUUGAACAAAGGAAUAUCCUGGGGGGCAGUUUAAAGAAUUUGUUACCACAUCCAGAGCAACGUUUGGUCAAAGCCUUAAGUGAUACAAGUCUUCAUACAUCAAGCACCAUUACAGUUUCAGAGGAACCAGUUAAUUUGCAAAAAGCAAAGUCACAUUCAUUGGAAAUGACUAAUGUAGCAUUGUGGAGUGAAGAUAUUGAAUUUUUGGAAUUGCAAAAAGCUGACCGAGGGCUUGGCUUUUCAAUCCUUGACUAUCAAGACCCCCUCGAUGUUCAUUCAACAAUUAUUGUAAUCAGAAGUUUAGUUCCCAAUGGUCCAGCUGAAAUUGAUGGCCGAAUUACACCCGGCGAUAGGCUUAUAAGUGUUAAUGGUACAGUUAUAAAAAAUUUUACAUUAGAUCAGGCGGUUCAGGUUCUGAAAGGCACUUUGCCAGGCAUAGUAAAAUUGGGUAUAUCUAAACCACUUCCUGUUUCAAGACAUAGUGAAACUGUUAGCAAUAAUACAGGUUCAUAAAGUUUUAGUAUAUGAGUAACUUGGUUGUGAUGCGCCCGAGAUUUUUUUUUUUUUAAAUAAAAAUUAAUCCAUCUGGAACAUCUUGCUCUAAUAGUAAUCGUAUUUAAUUGAACUAUUCUUAUCAAACUUUUGAUAAGAAUGGAAAUAAAAUAGGUGUUCACCUCAUUAUGCGUUUUAAGGAUCAGAUGGAAAAAAAAAUCUGAUUCUGAAUUUAUAACUAAAGCCGCAUUUACACACGCAUAUAAAUGGCUCUAGCAACAUUAUAACAAAAAUUUUCAUGGUUUAAGUUCUCCUAAUUUAAAGUUUUCAUCAGGGUUCAAUUCACUAUGACUUUGUUAUCUCAUCAUCUAUGGCAUUUAUAGAAAUGUAUAAGAAAUUAUUUAUACUGCAAUAAGCAGAGAGAGAUAAAAACAAAUUAUAGCGCUUGAUGAAUAUUCACCCAUUAAAAAUAUUUAUCACAAUGCAAAAUGGUAUUUAUAAAAAAUAACUGAUUGUUGUUUAGUAACAAUUUACAAGACAUUACAUAUAUUUUAAUUGACUAAAUUUGUGGUGACUUUAUAUGGCAGGAAAUGAGUUUCAUUGAUAACCUUUAGGGGACAAUCCUUGAGGCAUGCGCAAUUAAAAAAAAUCAAGCUAUAAAUGAACAAUGUUUUUUAGGCUUUCUGAUAUAUUUACUGUCAUAAAUCACAGAAAUGAAUAAAAAAUAUCUAAAUAAAUCACAAAAAAGGAUAACAAAUAUCUAAAUAAAUUUUAACCCAACAAAGAUCACAAAUACAUAAAUUAAAAGUAUCAGUUUUGUGUGCCCCAUAAACACCAAAAAAUUUUCUGAGGCCAUAUACAGAAACUUUUGAGUAGUUUAUUGCCUAGCCUAUAAAUAAAAGUGAUUUCAAAGGUCAAAAUAAUACUACAAAGAUCUAAGAUUUUCUUAUUUUUAACGCAGGAACGUUAGGACAUACCCUAAUUCCGUUUGUUUUUUUGUUAUCCAAAGAGUUUAAAAGAAAGGAAUUGUGAAUCAGGAAUAUUUUUUCUAGUUUCCGUAUCCAUUUGUGCCUUUAAAACAUAGCUUUUAAAAUCAAUUUGAACAGCAGUGAAUUUGGGAUUAACAGGAAUUGCUGCUAAGAUUCUAUGAUUCUAUACAAAGUGACUACUUUUUGUGCUGUCUUGUAGCUACUUGUGGAUAGCACAUAGCAAUUAUAACUUUCGCAAUUAAUAAAUUAAUUAUCGAAUAAUUCGUGUACUGUUUGACAUACGUAUUUCAACUAGGUACCUUCCUAACACCCAUGUCUACGUUCUAAGAUAGCUUGUCAGGCAUGUCGUGAAUUUAAAAUCUAAAAUUUUCUAAUACCUGAUCAUAUACAUUUAUCGAUUUAUAAUAGCAGUGAUUAAAUUAAAUGAUGAAAUUUAAUUUGCUUCACAUUUAUUGUUUUCUUUGUAAUUUUGGUCCUUCUUUAUAUAUAUUAAAUAGCGCCGAACAAUAUAACCAAUAGGAAUAAUCAAAAAAUAAAAACAAAAUGUAUGUACCUAUCGAACAUACAAAAACAUCAGGUGCAAUUUUGUCGACAAGUCGCUUCAAGUUUUACAGCAUAAGAGUAAAAAAUAUUUUUGUAGGAUUUUCAUUUUUAAAUGGACAGACAAGUAAUGGUCAUAAAACUGAAUCGAAGCUGUCAUCCUAGCAUUGGUAUGUCAAUAAUCAAUCGUAUUUUGUAGGGUCCCUAUGAGUCGAUUUAUUAAUAUGUAAACGUUAGUCUUGAGAAUAGACACAGCUUCUCUUGUUAGAUGUAUUUGUAUAAAAAUUUUGUUGUAGUGGUUAUAAACACUUAUUAUUUUUUUUCCACUAAUUAAUUGGUCUGUAGGUACUUUUCAAGGCCUGGAAACUUUAGAUAGAAUUAGUAUGGUCGUGUUAGAAACAAACAAUAUAGGUCAUAUGGAAAACUAUUCUAUUAUUUGGUUUAGGAAAAAGUCGUGCAUAUUCUAAAACCGAAAUCGCUGUCAUAUAUGAUGAACGUCAUAAAAUGUUAUGUGCCCACUUGUUUUCAAAAUUUCUUAAAAUUUUUAUAGUCAAUAAACAAUGUUGCAUUUUUGACUGUUUGAAACUAUUCUUCAUAAUAACUUUUAAUUGUCCAAAGUAAUUUAAUUGACAUAUUGCGUUUGAGAUUUUGCAGUAUGCACAACUGUUUAUUUUUCCCAAAAUCACAGAGACAGACUGUAUAUAUUGACACAAUAAGUGUAACUAAGUUCUCCAAGGUGGGUUCGGCUAAUAAAAACUGCUGGAGCGGUGCAAGAAUAGUUUUUUGUCACGCGAGUUUGGAGAUAAUAAACUGUAUAUCCGAACGCCCCUGGAUUUUGGAGCAGAACGUCAAACAUAACUGUCAAACAGCUGUUUUAGUUUGUUAUUGUUUUAAUACUUUUCGGGCAGAACUAGUUUUUUGUGUGUUUAUCUUUAUCAUUCAUUUUUAUUAGUAUUGAAAAAUAAUUUAAUAUUUGCGUCUCUGUUUAGUUAAAAAAAAAUCUGAACGACGAGGAUAAUGAAUAAGUCAAUCUAAUUGAAAAAAGUGGAAACUGCAGACGUCAGGUGCCCCUUUUUAAUAGUAAACAGUUUCAAAAACCGGGAUAUGAUUGAUAUAUCUAAAAAUAUAUAUAUUUCAAACAUAAAUUGUCGCUGAUGUACUUCUUUAAAGUUUUUUAUUACUACCUAGUAUCCAACACAAAUAUUGAAAAAAUUCCCUAUAUUAAUAAAUAAAAUUAAUUUCUAAACGAAACUGAAACCACCUAACAAAUAUUUGGUAUCUUAAGUUGUUACUAUAACAAGCAAUAAGCGUCAUAGAACAAACAGGCAAAUUCGCCAGUUUCACACUUUAGCGCAUGCUUGCUCUUAAAAUCCUGCAGUGUAUGUAAAACCCCUGUAUAACCGAACACAAACGGAGUCACUCUACGUCAAAAAGCAAAACCCGAACGAAUAGAGUGUAUACGGAGUGACGAAGUACACGCAGUAAACAAGCCGAACCUACCUCCAGAAUUUCAUUCCGGUUUUAGUCAAUGUUUUGUGAUGUGCUUGUGAUAUUUUUAGAAAAUGUCAUUAAUAAGAUGUCAAAAUAAUAAACUUUCUUUCCUCUCAUAAAAAAUAAAUUUGCUGUUCAUGAAUUGAAUGUUUAGUGAUUUUCGAGUAUGUAUAUUUAAAACAGAAGAAUCUGUUUUUUAGAUGCUUUUAAGUUAAUAUUGUUGCUGUGAUACCAAUGAACCUUGUCAAUAACAUUAUGUAAGCUACUGAACGAAAAUGUUGGAAAAUAAUAAAUAUGAAUUUCUGCAGACGUUUUAUGAAAUUUACAAAUCUAAUCUAUAGUGGUUUUCAAUUUAUUAUAGUUAACACCACUUUUUGUUUUGCGUAUGUUUAGUAUUUUGCAUAACAAAUGCACAAUCACUACUGCCUUUCCUAGUAAUAGCUGUACAUAUUGUCAGUUGCAUAAAAUUGCAUUGGAUUAGUAGAAAAAAUGCUUUCAAACUAUUUAUUGUACCUUUCGUACCAAAAUUUAUGGUGUCUUCAAAACACAAAAUGUUUUUUCAAUGUGAAUGUAUAUGCGCAAAUUGCUUUAAAAAGUUGUAUAUUUCCGAAAAGAUAUGGGGUGGGCCACAAUCAAAAGAGAGAAAUAAGUAAGGUUUUUGAAUUAUGAGCGCUGUGAAUACAUUUAAUGGUUAAGACACUAUCCUACAUAGUUUUGAACUUAUAUUAGAGACCAAUUAAAAGUUUUUAAAAUUCAAAAUGUAAGAAAGAGCACCCAUAUAGUUAUUAGAUGAUAUUGGGGCCGUAAAUACCCUAAAAUUGAUGCAUCUCAAACCCCAAUGGCAUUUUCAUAAAGAAUCGUCCGUUCAUACCCCUAAAUUUCACACACCAAUUUGCACCUUGCACCUGUUUCUUUUAAAACAGCGAUCUUCACUCGCUUACUUCAACUUUUCUUUGAAAUUUUAAUGGAUUACUUGUUGAUUCAAAGUGAGAUUUUAAAUAACAGGUGUUAUUGGUGAAAAACAAAUUUUGAAAUGACUCGCACAUGCGCGAAUUUCCCUUCUCUAGAGUUUUGAGCGACGCACUAUAUGUGUAGUAAAUAUAUGGGCACACCAUAUCACUUGAAGCUGCGCGUAAAUUGUAAUUUUUUUUCCGUAUUAGAAUGAUUUAAUUACAAUAUAUUUUUAUUUUUAUUAAUAAAAUGCUAAUUUGUAAUACCUAUUUAACGUAGAUUUCAAAUUUCGCCUGCAAAUUUACUACGCUUGGUGUAAACACCAAACGCAAAAGAUAGUAAUUAGAUUUUGUCACUUUGUAGAAUUGGCACAAUGAAUUUUGCACGUUAGAUAUAGUUUCUAAAUGUAUACGAUAAAACUUCCAUAACGCAACACGGAUCUCCGUCAAAUGAUUCAAUUACAUACGUAUUGAACAUACGCAUUUUUGAAAUAACUGAGGAAAAAGUAAAAUAAAAUAUAGAUUGCUUUACCGCAAAUGUUUGCAAUUAGCUUCAAUUUUUUAUUUUAUUUUUGGAACAAGAUUUUUUUUAGAAAAAACUGGUUUUACAUUUAAAAAUGUAAAAUCCCUGUAUAAAUAUAUUAAAAUCAAAUAUACUUUUUAAAAAGUCAAGGAGGUUGAAAAAUCUCAACUCAUUUAGUAUGUUAGAAUUGUUUUGCAAGAAAAAGUUCGAAUAAACUAUGUUUAAUUA
Molecule: messenger RNA, 7129 nt
Organism: Cylas formicarius (sweet potato weevil)
Lineage: Eukaryota; Metazoa; Arthropoda; Insecta; Coleoptera; Brentidae
Product: patj homolog
Exons: 5
Coding region: 444-2429 (661 amino acids)
Molecular function (GO): protein binding
Source: RefSeq, a predicted model, not a curated record